UCCUAGUGCGCCUGCGUCAGAACCCCACGGAGUGCACAAUUCAAUCUGUGGAGUCAGCAGUGCUUGUAUCAAUUUGUCAGAUUCAAUCAAAGCAAGAAGCCUCUUGAUUGUUUAAAGAAAGAGAGCUUGAAUCCUUCAGGUUUUUUUUUUAAGAAGCCCAGACUUUGGGUGUCGUCCAGCUCCAGUAAAACCGUCUCUGUUACUUAAGAAGUGUGCAGCUCGGCAGUACAAAAGGUGCCCUCAAGUCUCUCGGUUGGCGUCGCGGAGAAUGACGAGCAGUGCAAGAAGGAAAGAAGAAGUUCAUCUCGCCAAUGGGGGGAUAAAGCAGUCUGCAUGGAGUAAAGCUUUCAAGAGCAACGCCGUGUGGGAGGAAAAGGAUGAAUUUUUAGAUGUGAUUUACUGGUUUCGGCAGAUCAUUGCAGUGAUUUUAGGGGUCAUUUGGGGAAUUGCACCUCUAAAAGGAUUUUUGGGUAUCGCAAUGUGAGUCACAACUUUGCAACCUGGUCUGUACCUAGUUUCUCAUUCACACCUUUCUGUUCUUUCCUUACCUGUAUCAGCUCUGCAUAUAGUGCAUUUGUCUCCCUUUUAAAAAUGCAAACUGUUUUACAAACCAGUCCUGAAAAAGUCAAGCAACAACAACAAUGUAAAGUUAAACACGUGGCUUCGAAGGA
Messenger RNA from Lepisosteus oculatus (spotted gar), 671 nucleotides. The record is from RefSeq and is a predicted model, not a curated record. NCBI's taxonomy places the organism in Eukaryota, Metazoa, Chordata, Actinopteri, Semionotiformes, Lepisosteidae.